Messenger RNA from Penicillium robsamsonii, 849 nucleotides. RefSeq lists its product as uncharacterized. The transcript has a single exon. The record is from RefSeq and is a predicted model, not a curated record. The coding region runs from base 1 to 849 and encodes 282 amino acids. Lineage: Eukaryota; Fungi; Ascomycota; Eurotiomycetes; Eurotiales; Aspergillaceae.
AUGGCUAGGUCUUAUAGAACCCCCGAAUAUGAAAGUAAGGUGGAACGCUUUCUGAGGGACCUACCUCCUUCCAACAGAUACACCUACGAAAGGAAAGAGCAACUCCAGGAAAUCCGACAAAUCGAAUAUCAUCGUCUCGAAAGCUCUCAUGCUGAUACCGAAAUUUCUGAAUACUUUGUCAUUGUUGACAUUAGUCCCUUUUCUUUCAAGCAAGCCUUCUUGAUAUUCGAUCCCAUCAAAGGUGUCCGCUUGUUUUACGACCCAGAACUCCAUAUCCUGAUUCUCAGAAUGAUCAGACCCGAGCAUGCUCAGGCUGCUAUCACUUUACACGAGGUUGUCACAGAAACCAUUCGACCAAUGGGGCUGUUUCAAGCAGUUCAAACGUAUGGAGGAGUAUCCGUUAACGUCGGCCAUGGAAAGCAAAAAGAGCCAGAUAUGGGCUGGGGCGCAAUGCGUCCUCCUCGUGGUGUACCCAAAAGACCUGGGGUUGUCCUCGAAGUCGGACUUACGGAGCCUGAAACACAACUGCGCAAUGAUGCAAGAAUGUGGGUGGAUCCUGCGAGAGGUGGGACCAAGAUGACUCUCACGGCGAAAAUCAACCGUCGUAAGCCCGAACUAAAGCUCGACGCCUGGGAAUGGAACUCCGAUCUGCAAUGUGCUCGGGUCACGCAGUCAACUGUUAUCGCGAAGACCGGCAAUAAUAUCGCCGUCUCCCAAUCUCCACUUACAAUACCCUUUCACUAUAUCUUCCAACGAUCACCGGAACAUCCUAGGGAGAUUGAUAUUAAACUGGCCAAGCAGCAGCUCAUUGUCUGGGCAACUUUGGUGUGGGGUUCCCAAGAUAUGUAA